UUCGGAUCCUUACACUAGAUGGCGAUGUAUCAAACGCAACUCAACGCAACACGAGAAGAACGACACUGAACCAACAUGGCCUCGUGCAGCAGGGCUCAAGUGAUCUCUCUCUACAGGAUGCUUAUGAAAGAGAGUAAACAAUUCCCCUCAUAUAAUUACAGAACAUACGCUCUUCGCAGAGUGAAAGAUGGCUUCAGGGACAACCUUCAUGUUGACAACCCCAAAACCCUGGAUGUGCUCCUAAAUCAAGCUCGAGAGAAUCUGGCGCUCAUCAAGAGACAGGUUUCCAUUGGCCAUCUGUAUUCUGCCCAGAAGACCAUUGUUGAAAAAGAGCCUCAUUUAUAAGUGUCUUCAGAAUCAAAAUGUAUGGUUUGUUAAUGGCAAAUCUGUUUAUCCUGGGAGCUGCAACACCAGUGGACUAUGUUUGUAAAAUUGUAUAUUAGCGUAUACUGUAAAUGUACAUUUAUGUUGUAUUUUUUAGCAAAUAAAUGAGAUGCAUAUAAUGAA
This is a messenger RNA of Carassius carassius (crucian carp), 507 nucleotides long. RefSeq names its product LYR motif-containing protein 4. Lineage: Eukaryota; Metazoa; Chordata; Actinopteri; Cypriniformes; Cyprinidae. The transcript is spliced from 3 exons. Gene Ontology annotation, biological process: iron-sulfur cluster assembly. The record is from RefSeq and is a predicted model, not a curated record. Gene Ontology annotation, cellular component: mitochondrion; L-cysteine desulfurase complex. Bases 76 to 345 code for a protein of 89 amino acids.